Sclerotinia sclerotiorum 1980 UF-70 is the source of this 2193-nucleotide messenger RNA. RefSeq lists its product as hypothetical. Bases 1 to 2193 code for a protein of 730 amino acids. The record is from RefSeq and is a predicted model, not a curated record. The transcript is spliced from 4 exons. NCBI's taxonomy places the organism in Eukaryota, Fungi, Ascomycota, Leotiomycetes, Helotiales, Sclerotiniaceae.
AUGUCUACAUCAGUCGAUAUUAACCAUCAUUUUGAUGGACAAAGACAUUGGUUCAAACAGUUUUGGUAUACGAACCCUACGUUGAGGGAUGCAGAAAAGGCAGGCCCCCUCGGACCAGUACCUACACAUUUCCACAGAGAUAUCUUGAAUCGGGAGACAUGGCGACCUCGAGAUCUUCUCAGAUAUAUCUCUCCUUCCUAUGGAAAGCCACAUCAUAUGAUCGUACAAGCCGCUUCCGGUCCCAACACCCAACCCCAGGGAGAAUGGAGGCGGCGACCUGUUGGGGGAAACGCACCUACACUUAUGCGGGUAUCUACAUGGGCCAUCGGAAAUCGCCUCGAAACUGCCGAAGACUAUGCCUUGGCUAUUGGAAGAUCCAUUCUUGUUCUUCCUAUCAUAAUGUUUAUUGUACUCUAUCCGAUGUUUACUAAUGGCACCGGAAAGCAGAAUGACAAAUAUACCAGUUUCCCACACAGAUGCUAUGAGUAUCCAAAGCAUGCACUAAAUCAGCUAGAUGCUUCGCCAAAGGCAUUGGAAUGGGUCAAGGGACAGCGUAAAGAUGACGGAGAUAAGACCUAUAUAAUUAAGGGCGAACAGAAUCGUCUUCUUCGACCUCGUGCCUUGGUUGUUCUUCGUAACAAUAAAUGGGAUGUUGUCGAAGAUGGAAGUUUUACUGGACCAUAUAUCUUCAUUAGUUUUGCAGCGGCUCAGUACCAAAAGCCGGCCCCAACAGAUGAAAAUCCUCAGAAGACCGAGCUAGAUGUGGACGCCAUUGAUCGAAGAGCGAGAAAGCUUACGCUGCAUCAUGGGAUGGAAGCUUAUUGGGCAGACUUUCAUUGUAGAGCAGAAUUACAGCCCGAGGCUACUGAUGACGUCCAUCGGUUUUGUGAUGUCACACGUGGGGCUGAGAAGGUUUGUGUUGUUUUGCCAGGCGAUUCCCCUGAAUUUCUAGUAUUUUUUGGUCAGCGCCUCUGGUGUUUACCUGAGAUACUGCUUGCCCGAGAUCAUAAAGUCAGUAUUUGCACGCCCGACUUCCAGAGCAAAGAUGGUGUGGAUAAGGUAGAAGUUGUUGAUAUCAUGGAAUUCACGCAUCGAUCGUGGGCAAGGACGCUUACACCUAGUAAUGAGAUCAUUCGUGAUGGCAAUGACGAGAUUUUCCGGUUGUUGGCAGAGCAUUAUACUGGCUCAUUAACUCUCAGUCGACUUGAGCUGAUUCAAGUCGCACUUCAAGCCUUGAAAUCUAGACAAUACACGGAGUUCCAACGUGGUGACAUUGCUUACGCUCUCAUGACACUGCUCACGAAGCGGCCUCGUAUGGAUCCUUCUGACACAGAAGAGCAAGCCCUUGCACGACUAUCACUAGCUAACGAUAGUGACCAAAUCGUCGAGCGCAUGGCUUGCAUGGACGGUAUUCGCAUUAAAGGUAAACCUGCGUGGUUCAAUCUUGAAGAUGAUCUCGGCGCCAAUUUGUGGGAUAUCCAGCCACUUUGUCAAGUAGCAGGUGUUUGUCAUGAUGGAUCCUUGAUUUUGGAUGGUACCCAUGCAAUCUCCAUUCGUUGGAAGGACAUUCCGCGAAUUCAUUCUUUCAGACCAGUGACCUGGAAAAAGCUGGGUGCUGACAUUGCGUUGAGAUCCGGGACAAUUUGGUUUGUUGUUGGUAUCAGUCUUGUGUCUGCUAAGUCAUCUGUGGGACUGGGGGCCUUCCUCCUAAUCUUGGGGCUUAUUUUAUUGCUCACAUCACCACUCUCUGUGCAUAUUCUCUAUGGUGGAAAAGUUUGGGGAGCUUGCCCUUGGCUUAUCGGCUUCGAAGGAACACUUCCGCUUGAACAGAUCGAGCAUCUCACUUUUGGUAAUGCAAUAGGUCGUCUUCAAUACUCACCUUCCAGUGGCCCUUACUGCACUGGUAAACCAGAUGAGAGAAUUGGCGCCGAACCUCUCUUCAAUGUUUCCGAUCUUCCACAAGGGCACAGAUUGUUUACAUUGAUCGAUACCGGAACAAUGACUGUAACUGUUUUCUCCGCCGAACGACCGCCAUCUGUAGCAUUACUCGCCGGUAAAGAGGGAGGUAUGUUACGCACGAUAUUAUGCUCUUAUGAAAGAUCCACGAAUGGGUUGCGCAAGGAAUGCGUCUUAAGAAUGGAAACGCCUAUGUGGGAUUCCAGUAAUGCAUUGGGGUGGGUUAAGCUUACUUAG